This is a messenger RNA of Fonsecaea monophora, 1443 nucleotides long. RefSeq lists its product as hypothetical. The record is from RefSeq and is a predicted model, not a curated record. Lineage: Eukaryota; Fungi; Ascomycota; Eurotiomycetes; Chaetothyriales; Herpotrichiellaceae. Gene Ontology annotation, cellular component: membrane. The coding region runs from base 1 to 1443 and encodes 480 amino acids. Gene Ontology annotation, biological process: carbohydrate transport; transmembrane transport. The transcript is spliced from 8 exons. Gene Ontology annotation, molecular function: carbohydrate:proton symporter activity.
AUGGGUCGCCUAUACAACUGGGGCUGUGCCAUGGUGGCUGGAUCCGGUAGCAUGCUCUACGGCUAUGAUGCAGCCAUCAUCGCUUCGACAUUUGCUCAGACCGGCUUCAUAGAUUACUUCAAGCCCAAUGCGACAGUAAUGGGGGCGAUCGGAUCGAGUUACUUUGGCGGCGUCGUUCUUGGCCUGGUCCUCAUCACCAUGAUCGCCCAGAGGCUGGGUAGGAAAAGAUCCAUACAGGUCGGCGGCGUGAUAGGUCUCGUCGGCGCCAUCAUGCAGACCGCCGCUCAAGACAUUGCCGUCUUCUUUGUCGGCCGGGUUAUCGCAGGAGCGUCGUCUGGCAUCAUGUUGACCACUGUCAACGUGUACCAGUCUGAAAUUGCACCGCCCAAGGAACGAGGUGCCAUGGUCGCGUUCCAGCUUCUCGUCCUUUCCGCAGCAGGAGCCCUGGCGUCGUGGGUCGGAUACGCAUGUCACUUCUCAUCCAAUGCCACCUUCUCUUGGCGAUUCCCUAUAGCUCUUCAGAUGCUUCCGGCCAUAGCUCUCAUCAUAGGAUGCUUUUUCAUUCCUUUCUCCCCCCGAUGGCAAGCCCAGGCGGUUCUGAAAAGAUUACAUGAUGACCACGAAGACCCGCUCUUCUGGGAAAAGGAGUACCUGCAAAUAUCCGCGCAGCUGGCUGAAGAGGCCAGAGAGAAAGCCACAAGCUCUUGGGUUCAUAUGCUCACCAACAAGAAAGAAUUGAAGCGAACUUUGGUCGCGGUUGCGGCACUUACCUGCCUGCAAACAAACGGCGCGCAGACUAUCCAAGUAUAUCAGUCGGUGCUUUACUCAAACUUGGGCUUUUCCGUUGGACAAACGUUGCUGAUGGCCGGUGUUUUCCAAAUCAUCUUGACCGUAGGCUGUCUUCUGGGCUUGUUCUUGGUCGAUCGAGCUGGUCGAAGAAGACUCUUUCUGGGCAGCUUCAUUGUCCUGUCAAUAUGUCUCGGGAUAUUUGCAGCCUGUUCUGCCAAAUAUGAAUCCACUGGUCGUUCAAGCUAUGGUAAGGGAGGGGUGGCAAUGGUCAUGAUCUUCAUCUUCUUCUUUGGGUCCAUCUCCGGAACACCUUAUGCAUAUGCCGCAGAAGUCUUAGCCACCAAGAAUAGGGCGACCGGGUUUGCCAUGGGACUCUUCAGCUCCAACGCAAUCACCAUUAUAUUCACUCAGACCGCGCCAAUGGCCUUGGAAGCAAUCAGCUGGAAGUUUAAUUUCGUUUUCAUCGGAUGUAACCUCGUUUUCUUCCCCAUCGUCUUCUUUUACUUUCCUGAGACCAAAGGCCUAACAUUAGAAGAGGUCAAUUCGGUCUUUGGGGAAAAGGUCCAGGUGCAGCUUUCCAGCAUUAGCCACGAAGCAGCAGAAAAACAAGUCAUCCAAACAACUGAAAUGAUAAAGUCUGGGGCGUCAGCCUGA